UAGAGUCAGUUGAAAGUCAGUAUUGCUGAACUCUGAUAGAGGGAGAAUGGGUGUAGGGAUUGUACUGCUCAUUGCUUUAAUAGCACUAUUUUUUCUGCUAGGUUUAUUGCUAAUUGCAGGAGUUAUUCAUUUUGAAUUCUCCAAUUCAGACGUUCCCCCUGGGGUGGCAAACCCUCGGAAACUACAUACGACUCAUUGUAUAACCAUCGCGAUUGCUGUAGUGGGGAAGAUAUUGCAGAACCUUGGAAUAUGUAGUCAGAUUGGCUUCACACGUUAUAUUAGAGAUAAGUUGCUGACUGAAAAACCAGAAGAUGAUCCAAAACUGCUUGUCAAGAAUCUGAAGUUUGAUGAAGUACCAGUAAGGAUUUAUCAGCCCAAAUCACCAUCUGCAGGUGGCAGGAAAGGUGUUGUAUUUUUCCAUGGAGGUGGAUGGAUGUUUGGAAGCCUUGACAGCUAUGAUGCUAUAUGUCGUCACAUCUCAAAGGAAACAGAUUCGGUGGUGGUAUCAGUUGGGUAUCGCUUGGCUCCAGAACACCGGUAUCCAGCAGCAUAUGAAGACUGUCUGAAUGCUACAAUUCACUUUCUGAAGAUCACAGAAGAAUAUGGAGUUGAUAGGUCCUCUGUCAUCAUAAGUGGUGACAGUGCUGGAGGCAAUCUAACGGCAGCUGUUUGCCAGGCUCUUGUGGGCAGGGAGGACCUUCCAAAGCCAAUGGCCCAAGUACUUAUAUAUCCCAGUGUCCAGAUGUUAGAUUUCAAUUUGCCUUCAUUCCAGCAGAACCGAGCUGUUCCCAUUUUAUACCGAGAACGUGCAGCAUUUUAUAUGCUUAACUACAUAGGUGAUGACCUCUCUGUGUUGGAAGAUGUGAUUGACGGCCAUCAUGUUCCGGUUGAUAUGAAAUUACAGUACAGGAAGUGGCUAAGUGCUGAUCAUAUUCCUGAUGAGUUUAAAGUCCGUGGUUAUAAACCCUAUAUUAUGACUUCCCAUGAUGAAGAAGUCUACAAGAUAGCCAAAACUACCUUGGAGAAACCCUGCUCUCCCUUACUUGCUGAAGAUGCAGUAGUCCGCCUUUUACCAAAAGCUUAUAUUUUAACAUGUGAGUUUGAUGUCCUUCGGGAUGAUGGAAUUCUGUAUAAGAAAAGACUGGAAGAUAAUGGGGUUCAAGUCAACUGGUACCAUGUUAAAGAUGGGUUUCACGGCAUAAUCAGUUUAUUCAAAUUAUUUCCAUCUGGAAAGCUUGCUCUUGAUGAUAUUGCUAACUUUAUCAAGAACAUUGAUUAAUAAUUAUUUACAAAAAUUAAACUCUCCUUGACUUCCUAGGUGCUCUGUUAUUUCAUUUGAAUGUUGUUUGUUCAAUGGGAUGCAAAU
Molecule: messenger RNA, 1366 nt
Organism: Pelobates fuscus (common spadefoot toad)
Lineage: Eukaryota; Metazoa; Chordata; Amphibia; Anura; Pelobatidae
Gene: AADACL4
Product: arylacetamide deacetylase like 4
Exons: 4
Coding region: 47-1279 (410 amino acids)
Cellular component (GO): membrane
Molecular function (GO): lipase activity; carboxylic ester hydrolase activity
Source: RefSeq, a predicted model, not a curated record